This is a messenger RNA of Andrographis paniculata, 1221 nucleotides long. RefSeq names its product glucan endo-1,3-beta-glucosidase-like. The record is from RefSeq and is a predicted model, not a curated record. Gene Ontology annotation, molecular function: hydrolase activity, hydrolyzing O-glycosyl compounds. The coding region runs from base 97 to 1125 and encodes 342 amino acids. Gene Ontology annotation, cellular component: plasma membrane. Lineage: Eukaryota; Viridiplantae; Streptophyta; Magnoliopsida; Lamiales; Acanthaceae. The transcript is spliced from 2 exons. Gene Ontology annotation, biological process: carbohydrate metabolic process.
AAUAUAUAUACAGAUAUGUGUGUGUGAAUAUUACAACCCCACAUUCAGACAAUUAUAAUCUUCGACAAGAUUAAGGAAGUAAUAAUCCACAGAACCAUGGAAACAAGAAUCCUCAAAUUCCUCACAUUUCUCAUUUACUUCUUUCAUUUACAUUCAAAAGGGACAGCAGCGCCGGUGGGAGUGUGCUACAGCCGCGCCGCCACCAACCUCCCGCCGACCUCCGCCGUGGUCAGCCUCCUCAAAUCCAACGGCAUAACCCGGGUCCGCAUCUACAGACCCGACCCGGAAACCCUAACCGCAUUCAAAGGCACCGAAAUCGAGCUCCUAAUCGGCGUGCCCAACGAGCAGCUGGCGGCGCUCGCCAACUCGACGGCCGUCGCCGCCGCGUCGUGGCUGCAGUCGAACAUCCUCUCCGCCGUGGACCCGAGCCAGGUCCCGUACCUAGCCGUCGGCAACGACGUCCUCCUAAAGGACCCGAACCUAACUCCGUACCUAGUCCCUGCCGUCCUCAACCUGUACGGCGCGCUGCAGAGAUUAGGUUUGGAAAACACAAUCAAGCUCUCCUCGCCGGUCGGCGCCGCCGUGAUGUCGGCGGCGUACCCGCCGUCCUCCGCCGCGUUCGACCUCAAUCAGGCGGCGGCGAUCGUCCCCCUCCUCCAAUUCCUCCGCGACACCGAUUCGCCACUGAUGGUCAACGUCUACCCCUUCUACAGCUACGUCGGAAACCCUAAAUCCCUAACCCUAGACUACGCCCUUUUCAGGUCGUCCACAAUCGAAAUCGACCAAAACUUAGGUUACACGAACAUGUUCGACGCCACCAUUGACGCCUUCGUCUACGCCAUGGAGAGAGAGGGUUUUAGGGAUAUUCCGGUGGUGGUGGCAGAAACCGGCUGGCCGACCGCCGGCGGAGAAGCCGCCGGCGCCGACAACGCGAUGACGUACAACUGGAAUGUCAUGAUGAGGGCGUCGAGCAAUUUCGGGACCCCGAAAAGGCCCGGAAUUGGGGUCGAAGUUUUCUUGUUCGAUCUUUUCGAUGAGAAUGAGAAAAAGGGGUCUCAGUAUGAGAAACAUUUUGGGAUCUUUCGGGUCGACGGAGCCAAAGCUUAUGAUCUUAGGUUUAAUUGAAUUUGUUCUUAUGAAAUUUAUAAAUGUUGUCUGUAAUUAAAUCCCAUAAAAUGUUUGUUAGCCUCAAAUCGAAGUAAUAAAUGAUACUGCAUCGUA